Messenger RNA from Triticum aestivum (bread wheat), 2159 nucleotides. RefSeq lists its product as uncharacterized. The record is from RefSeq and is a predicted model, not a curated record. The coding region runs from base 15 to 2153 and encodes 712 amino acids. The transcript has 5 exons. Lineage: Eukaryota; Viridiplantae; Streptophyta; Magnoliopsida; Poales; Poaceae.
UCGAGGCUGAGAAGAUGGCCGCCGAACAGAAGGAAUUUGCUCAGUACGCUGAUGCCUGGGAUGCUAAAUGGGGUUCGGCAGGGUUCGGUCUCUUCCAUUACAUGACGACGGUCAGUUCCAUGCAAUAUACACACUUGAUACCCGGGAGCGCCCCAAGGCAAUAUUGUUCAGCCGCGCCUAGCCUCCAGGUCGUCUCCAUCAGACUGGCAGAAAUUCAAGGUGGUCUGGAAUGGCCGUUGCCAGUGUACGGUAUGAUUGCUGUCAGAGACCACGUGGAUCACAAUCGCAACCUUCUGUUUGCCUGCUAUAGGAGCAGGUGUCAGAUACUCAAGGAAAAGGAGCCCUUUUUGGCCUUGACUGGCCCCUCCCGUGCAAUUGUGUGCGAGGAAUCGGUUGACUUUGAAAUCCAACUGAAAGUAAGAGGUACAACAGAGUCCGAAGAUAGAGCAUUGAUCACUGGUGUGUGCACUUACAACAGAGGGGAUGAUACUGUUUUCUUUACCAACUGCUUCUGCACCAUAGAGUUUAGAUUGGAGGUACUUCAGGAAGCAGUCCAGGCCACUGUUUUGGGCGUCCGUGUCAAAGACGGGUCAUGGCCUUCUGGAUGGGGAGGCCGAGUCGCUUGCUCAGUCAUUGAUGGUGAAAUUGACGUCACAUCCGGGCAACUUGAGCUGCUUGUUUCUCGUGGAAGUGCCAUGCCCGUGACUUCUGAGGGUUACCUUCUUCUGUCAAGGAAUGUCGUUUCUGUAGAUGUUAACAGGAGCCUGAAUUUUCUCCUAGAGGCCUGCUUACCAUCUGGUGAUACCAUUGCACAAAAAGAAUUGUCCUUCGAACCCAAACUUUGCAACAUAAGUCAGGAUAGUUGUGAACUUAAGGGUAUUGAGUUGGAGAUCACUGUUGCUUGGUCUAGUCUUGUUUCUGAGAAGCGGGGUAUUUCGGUACAAGGAUGUGUUGGUGACGAGGAGCAGGACUGGGACGUUGCAUCAAUGGAGCAGCAAGUGCCGAAGAUAGACUCCAAAUUGACAUCGGAGAUGAGUCUGGAUACCAGUGAAUUGGCGAAUGAAUCGAAUACCUCCAUGUUCGUACCAAACAAGUCAAUACUUGAACCUGCAGAUUCUGUUGCCACCAACACAGGUUAUGAUGUUGAGAAGAUGGAUAGAGGCAAAUCAGACGAACAAUUAAAAAUUGAGGCCAAGGAGAUGGCUGCCGAACGGAAGCGUUUUGCCAUGUAUGUUGAUGCCUGGGAAGGGACAUGGGGGGGUUCUGAUGGGUUCGGUUGCUUCCGAGACAUGACGGCAGUGAGUUCCAUGCAAUACACACACUUGAUACCAGGGAGCACCCCGUUGCACUAUGGUCGAGUCGGGCCUAGCCUGCAGAUCUUCUCUGUCAAACUCGCAGAAAUACGAGGUGGUCUGGAAUGGCCGUUGCCAGUGUACGGCACGGUCGCUGCCCGAGACCAUGUGGAUCACAAUCGCAACCUUCUGUUUGCCCGCAACAGGAGUGAGUGCCAGACACUCAAUGAAGAGGAUUCCUUUUUGACCUUGACUGGCCCCUCUCGUGCAAUUGUCAGCGAGGAAUCUGUUGUCCUGGAAAUCCAACUAAAAGUAAGAGGUAGAACCAAGUCUCAAGAUAAGCCACUGAUGAAUGGCGUGUGCAGUUACUACAGCAGAAGAGAAGGCCCCGUUUGCUUUAGGAACUGCUUUUGCACCCUAGAGUUAAGUUUGGAGGGACUUCAGAAAACAGUCCAGGCGACUAUUUUGGGCGUCCGUGUCAAAGAGGAGGGGUCAUGGCCUAAAGCAUUCGGAGGUCGAGUUGCUUGCUCAGUCACUGGACCUGACGCCAGUCCUCAGGAAAUUGAGCUGCUUGAUUCUCGUUAUACAGCCAUGCCGAUGACUUCUCAGGGUUACCUUGUUCUAUCAAGGAAUGUUGUCUCUGUAGACUAUCAUGGAAGCCUGAAUUUUGUCUUGGAAGCCUACUCAGAUUCCGGUAAUAAAGUUGCACAAAAAAAUGAGACCUUCGAGCCCAAGUUUUCCAACAUAAGCCAGCAAACAUGUAUACUCACUGGAGGCAUUGAGUUGGAGAUUACUGUUGCAUGGUCCAGUCUGGUUUCUGAGAAGUGGGACAUCUCGGUACAAGGAUGUGUAGUAUUAUAAUAAGAU